CGCCAUCACCAUCGUAGCCGUCCCCAACCAAUCCUCAACCUCUGCUCGUGUCAGCUGGCAGUACAUCAGCAGACACCAUGGCUGUUCAGCGAAAUAGCACAGCAGCAGCAGAUACUUUCUCCUCCAAGCCGUCUCCAACCUCGCGGAAAAGAAAACUCGUUUUCGGCUCCGAGUCCAUUCCCGAGCGGUCUAGGCGCGUUCGUUACAGCCUGGACUCCGCUUCCACCACCCCCAUUUUCGGCACCGCGACCGGCCGCUUCGACGACUACUUCGUGCUAUGCUCCGCCACCCCCCUGGGAUCCGGCAGAUUCGGCGCCGUGCGUAAAUGCGUCUGCAAGGCGACUGGCCAGGCCUUUGCUCGCAAAACGCUGCAGAAGAGAGAGUUAAUCGGCGAGGCGGGGCGCGAUGACGUGCGGCGCGAGGUGCGCAUGCUGCAGCAAGUGGCGGGGCACCCCGGCAUCGUGCAGCUGCACGCGGUGUUCGAAGACGAAACCGAGGUGCAUCUAGUUACCGAGCUCUGCGACGGCGGCGAGCUGUUUGACGACGUCGUGCGACGCUGGCGACUGCCCGAGAAGGAGGCCGCGCAGGUGUUCAUGCAGGUGGCAUCGGCUGUCGCGUUCUGCCACUCGCGCGGCAUUGUGCAUCGCGACGUCAAGCCCGAAAAUAUCCUCUUCUGCUUCGACAAGAGCCAUGGCCCAGCCGUGGAGAAGAAAACCGAAGUUUUCUCUCCCGCUGGUGCUAGCGGCACGAACCCCGUAGCGAGGAAGAGCGCGUUCGUCCCCGAGCCCGCGCCCCAUCUCCGCGUGAAGCUCGCGGAUUUCGGCCUCGCGCUCAGCAUCGGCCGCGACGGCCGCGCGCGUGGCGCGGCGGGGUCGCCGUACUACAUGGCGCCUGAAGUGUUCACCGGCGAGUACGGCUGCGCGGCGGACGUGUGGUCGCUGGGCGUCGUGCUGCACGUGCUGCUGUGCGGCGCCGUGCCGUUCUGGGGCGCGGACGAGGAGCGCACGAUCGAGAGCGUGCUGACCGGCCGCCUCGAUUUGGGGGAAGAGUCCGCGGCGUGGGCGGGCGCGCGGGUGUCGGCGGAGGCGCGCGGGCUGAUUCGGUGCAUGCUGGAGAGAGACCCGCGGCGACGACCGUCCGCCAGCAAGGUGCUCUCGCACCCCUGGCUGCUGCUGCACGCCUUCGGCGGACGCAUCGUGCGCAAGGCCGUGCGCGGAGAGGCAGCACAAGCUGCCGCCGCGCAGAGCGCCGCGUGUUCCCCGCUGAAGCAGCGCGUUCUUGUCCCCGCACUGGUGUCACCGCCCGCCAACGCUAAGUCCGUCGCCAUCUCUGUGGGGGUUGCGCAGAUUGCGGGCGCGAUGGACGCGGCAACAGCAGGCGCGCGCGGCACAGCCAGUGGACCCGCGUCACCUGCCUGUGGUGCGCGCGCGGAGGGGCGUGGGCUGGAGGAGCGGGCGGUGGCUCGCGUGCAGGCGUCCGCAUGAACUUGUUGCAAGUGCAUCGCGCCCAGUGAGUGCGCGCAGGAGCGAGCCGGAUUGGUUGGCGAAUGCAGGCGACGCCAGGGCGGCGAGGUGCAUGCUUCCCCGAUGAGUGGAUUCCAGUGGCUCGUCUCCCUGCUGGCUGCGGCUGGCGGGUAAACAACGGGCUUAGUUUCUGCUGCCGUGCUUGGCAGUUUAGGAAUCCAGAGGAGCUGUGUGUCCUUCACCAGGGUGUGGUUGCAGGUCGCACCGUGAAACGCCCUGUUUCCACGCGACGCGACCUGACCUGGGCUGUGGGUGCAAGUGCAGGUAGAGGUAGAGGCGACAUGUUUAGCACGGAGGGGCAUACGAGCAAACACAUGUUUGCUGUGCCUCGCUGUUGAAGGUGUAUUAUUUGCUGUUGACUCACAGCAGAUCAUGUAGCUUGUUCAUUAGCAAUCUCUACCAUUCUCACCUUACAC
Molecule: messenger RNA, 1939 nt
Organism: Closterium sp. NIES-67
Lineage: Eukaryota; Viridiplantae; Streptophyta; Zygnematophyceae; Desmidiales; Closteriaceae
Source: the annotation of a GenBank genome assembly